AUGGGGCUCCAAACAGAGAAAGACAAGGAGAAAGAAGAUCAGAAGAAAAAUUUUAAAAUAUGUAGCAAAAAAUUCGAAACGGAUGAGCUGGAGGUUUUGAAGAAGAUAUUCAAGGAGUUAGGAAGUAGAUCGGUAUCGAAUCAGAUAGACAAGGAGACCUUCCUCCAGUUUUUCCCUUUACCAGGAUUAUGGGGCGAACGACUAUUCCUAAAAUUUAACUUCAAAAAUACAGGCUACAUAGAUUUUGAAGAAUUUAUAAUUGGUAUUGCCAUCUGCUGUAGAGGAACCAAGAGCGACAAGAUAAAUGUACUUUUUGAUAUUUUCGACUUGAACUCCGAUGGAUAUAUACAAAAGUCUGAAAUGGUGGCUAUGCUGUCCAACAUACCAUAUAUUGAUAAAUUGAAAAGUGUUUUCUUUAAUAAGAAAGAUAAAAGGAAGAACAAGUCGUUUGAUGGGGAGUACAGAACGAAUGACAAUUUGCAUGACACAAUCGAAGGGGAAGAAUAUGACCAUAAGGACGAAAUGAAGAAUGGGGAUUUUAAUGGUGGGCACAAUGGAGAUCACCCUGAAGUUUACCGAUAUGGGGAGAUUUAUGGGUAUAGCAAUGGGGAGAACGACGACAAUGAAGACGACAGCAACUACAGCAACAGCUACAAGGGGGACAACGAUGACGAAGACGAAGAUGAUGAUGACAAUAGUGAUGAUGAGGAUUAUGAUAAUGACGAGGGUUAUUGCCAUGAGGAACACGUGAGUGCAACUGCAGUGGGUAGCAUCCCUGGAAGCGGCAGUGGGGUAGGUACUAACGAUGCAUCUGCUAACGGUGUGACGAACUGCAGCAAAUGCCUCCAACAACAGAGGCGAAUGCAGAAGCGGAAGAAGCUACUAAACAUGAGGGAGCUAGCGAAAAAAAUCAGGAAGGAGAAGAAGCACCAGCUGGAGAGGUGCAUGAAGGGAAUCAGAAACGGAAGUUACGAAAGGAACGAUUCGUUCAAUGAGUGUGAGAGAAAAUGUAAGAAAGAAAAGGAGAAGAACAAGUCUCCAAAGAAGGAUUCCAUUUUCAAGAGCGAAAGCGAAGACAACAUGAACACAUCAUCUAGCAGCACGUCCAAUGGAUUCAUCAAUGAAGAAAUGGAUUACUCAAUUGUUAAUAAAAAAAAAAGUCUUAGAAGUAAAACAAAAAAGAAAGCCUCUAGAUAUUUAGCCAAUUUCAAAAGUGGAAAUAAUAAUAUCGGGUUCAUGUCAUCAACGAGUGAUAGCUACACUAGUAACGAUACAAAUUCAUUUCUGAGCACCGAAGAGGUAGAUAGUUUUAAUUCCAACAAGGAGCAACGAAAUGGAAGUGAUAGUUACACCUCCAGUAGCACGGAAGACUCCUUCAUCAGCAUCUACGGCUACCUCAUCAAAAAUAAGCAGACGAGAAGGAGGAAGAAGAAGAAGAGCCUCCCAGAUAGGGGUGUAGACCACGGAGGUGACAAAUUAUCGGCAAACCGAAAAGUGGAACAAGGGGCUGAUCGGGGAAAGGACAAUGGAAGAGAAAAGAACACCCCACAAGGGAGGAAUGAGUUGUGCCAAGAGGAAGCAGGUUGCGCGCAAGACGGUGGUGCAUAUGUCAACGGAGCAGAAGCCAACGGAACGAAAGUCAACGGAACGAAAGUCAACGGGACGAAAGUCAACGGGACGAAAGUCAACGGAACGAAUAAUGUGAACGAAGAUUCCCAGUCGGAAGAACAAUCUAAACCGCUGAGCGAAGAAACAGAAGCAGCAGGAGAAAUGAUAAAAAAAGGAAAAAAAAGAAUAUGCUUAAAUAACCGAAGUGACAUGAACAUUUACAAAAAGGAAAAAAAAGAAAAAACGAAAAGGAAAUUAUUUGUCCAUGAAUAUUGUCUCCCAUCCAAAACGGCAAGGAAUAUUCUUAACGAUGAAGAGAAUUAUGACAUGGAGGAAAAAAAUGUAGACGUCGAGGAGAUGGUCGAUCGAAUGCUAGAAGAAUGUGAAUUCUGGGACAAUGAUAAAAUAACACCCAUACAGUUUAAGAGUGUGAUAUAUAAGUAUGAUUUUUUUCUCUAUGUAUUUUUCAGUUGUCUCCAUGAAGACAUAUGGGGGCUUCAAGGAAAUGUUCUCUACGGCAGAGACUACAUUAGCAACUUUGUAAUUAAAUCAGAAAAUUUUAAGACCAAGCAAAUUGAUCAGAACGAGGAAGUAAUUACCGAAGAAGUUUAUUUUAAGAUUAGGCAGCUCUUCAUUAUCCAGGCCCCUGACUACAACUGCCUAAAUGAUAAUUUGUGCGUGAAUUUUCUAAAGGGAAAACAGGGGGGCGGCCACAAAGGGGGGAGCGACGACGAAGGCGGAACGAGCGAACAUACCGAUAAGGACAAAAAUGAUCUUGGAGCGAGCAAGAGAAAAGGAAAAAUGGAUAAUGGGAACAAGUUGGUUAAUUUUGCUCUACCGAGCGGAGAAGAAACGACAGGGGUUGUAGGGGGGAUCGGGAAGAGGAUGGAGAACCAGAAGGGAGACACUGGUGCAGAGGGGGGAAAUGAGGAGAACACUGAAUUGUGUGCUAGCGUUACUGGAAAAUCUUCUACGGAGGCGCCCACAGAAGAUGUGGAGGGGCACGAAAAGAGAGAAGCAAUUAUCACCUUAAGCGAGCACGCGGUGAAUCCGACGGACACCGUGGAUGGGGUAGACGCCGCUUUGGAGACCGCCCCAUCCAGGUAUUCAGGAAUUCCCCAAGAGAAUAAGGAAGAAACGAAGGUUGAGCAAACAUAUGAACAGAAGGAAGGAGCCGAAAAAGUGAGCGAAACGAAUGGAAAUUCCCACGGUGUUGAGAAAAGUGAGGAGGCGAUGGAGGAGGAGGAGAAGAAGAGGCUUGAUGGGAAGAAGAAAAUUGCGGAAUGUUUCAACGCUGUUCUCAGGCAGAAAGGUAUGCACGAGGUGAACAUCGGAAAGGGAGGCGUCAAGGAUGGCGUCCAGCCGAGCAACCAGCCGAGCAACCAACCGAGCAACCAACCGAGCAACCAACCGAGCAACCAACCGAACAACCAGCCGAGCAACCAGCCGAGCAACCAGCCGAGCAACCAGCCGAACAAACAGCCAAGUGAGGAAAAAAUGAUCAUGGCCCUGGAAGACAUAAAGAAUAAGACAGGCUACGAAUGCGACUUCAACCUGUUGACCAAUUCCCUGAACGAUAUUUUUUCCAAAGAAAUUGUGGAGUUUAUCAAGGCUUCCAGAACUAGUUUCAACAUUAACGAGGUGUGGAAGGAGCGAAAUUCACACUGCAAGGACAAGUACAAGAAGGCCAGAAGGAACAUCGAGAAGACAAGAAAUUAUUCGAACGGUGCGCACUGCGGGAAGAAGAGAAAGAAGCCCCUCUUGAAUACCGGGUUAAGUUUCGAGGGGGUGAAUUCGAUCGAGGGGGAGAACAUGGUGCAGAAUGGUCCACCAUCAGUUAACGGAGCGAUGGAGAAAAGCACCUCCAUCGUGGAGAUCCAGAAUUUGGAAAAGGUUGAUCUUGUAGAAGGAUUAGGCAUAUCGGAGAGGAAGGCAGAGGUUAAUUUGGAAUCCGUGAAGGAGGAAGUCGUGGAGCCAGUAGCUGCGGAAGCUCCGAGCGAAGAACCUCCCGCCGAUCCAAGCGAGGCCCAAUUCGCCAACCACCAUGCCCACGAGGGAAAGAAGAAGAAAAAACACGUGAAAGACGUUAACCUGUACUCGUGUCCGAACUGCAAGGGGCCCUUCCUGAUGUGCCCCAACUGUCACGGAAGGUACCCGAGGUUCUGUGUGAACGAAGACAAAAUCGCCAUGGAGUGCGAGUAUUGCGAAUGCGAACAUUGCUACUUCUACAAGUGCAUCUACUGCAACUUCGACUUCCAGAAAUGUCUAGACAUGAUUAAAAAGAAUUCAUUGAAGGAAGGAAUCCUUUACAAAAUAGGGAAACAUCUUCAUCAGUUUAAGGCAAGGUAUUACAUCCUCUUUGAUAAUCUGUUGUAUUAUUACGAUAAGCAGAAAAAUUUAAAACCCCGAGGAUUCAUGUUUCUGGAAGGUUGCUAUGUAGAAGUUAUCUCGAAAAAUGAUCAUGUUAAUAAGUUUGGAUUUUCUAUAUGUCAUAAGGGAACCAAUCAAGUACAGAGGAGAAACCUGUACGUGAAUACAUAUGAGGAGAGAGAGGAGUGGUUACAGGCUUUGUAUUCGACGACGAAGCAGAACACGUUGUACAAUCUGUAUGAAUUACAUGAACAAUUAGGACAAGGAAAGUUUUCUACCGUGUAUCGAGGAAUCAACAAGCAGACAAAUUCUGAGUUUGCAAUAAAAGUUAUUGAUAAAAGAUCAGUUUCAAUUUAUGAGAAGGAAUUGUUGCGUAGUGAGAUAUCCAUUUUAAGGCUCCUCCGACAUCCCAAUGUUAUUUAUUUGAAGGAGAUUAUUAAUACAAAGGAAACUCUGUAUAUCUCCAUGGAGUUAGUAAAAGGAGGAGAGUUAUAUGAUUUCUUACUGACGGAGACGAGACUUAGUGAGAUUCACGCGAACAAAAUUAUCACGCAGUUAAUAAAGACAGUAGCAUAUCUGCACAGAUGUGGAAUUAUACAUAGGGAUAUAAAACCUGAGAACAUACUACUUACAGAUAAAUCUAGGGACGCGCAAAUAAAGUUAACCGACUUUGGCUUAUCCACCUUGUGUGCUCCAAACGAAUUGUUAAAGGAACCCUGUGGUACACUAGCCUAUGUAGCUCCCGAAGUCAUCACUCUACAGGGUUAUAACCACAAGGUAGAUGCUUGGUCCAUAGGAAUUAUACUGUACUUGCUUCUGAGUGGAAAGCUUCCCUUUCCAAUUAGUAAAAACACAGAAAUGAAUUUACAAAAGAAUUAUGUUCUCACCUUUAAAGACCACGUAUGGAAGAGCAUCUCCUCAUCAGCCAAAGAUCUCAUUUCCAAGCUUUUAGAACUUAACGUUGAGAAGAGAAUAUCAGCCAAUGAAGCUUUGGAGCACAUUUGGAUAAAGAACCCCACUGCAGUCAUUAAUGAAAAUUCGUUUAUCUACAAAAAUGAAGAAAUUAAUAUUUUAAAUUUACAGGAUGUUAGUGUUAGCACCUUUAACAUACCCAAGUAUGCCCCUUUUCAUUUGGAAGACGAGAAGACGGAGGAAGUAGAAAACAAAAAUGUUUUUAGCUUCAACAAGGAAGAUAUUAUGUAUGAAAAGAAUGACUCCGCUGACGAACCAGUUAUCCCUCUGCCUUAUAGCGGUGCCCCUUUGAAGGAUAAUGCUACUGACAAAAACACAGUUCCCCAAGCGAGCGAAAUUUCGUUCACCAAAGAGGAAGUACCCACAAAAGAGGGGAAUAUACUCAGUGAACAUUCUAAAGACCAAAUAUCCCCUUCAGAAAUACCAAACGGUGAUCAGCCGGAGGAACCAACUCCUUGUGAGGAUCAGCAAACUGGAGGGAAAAAAACUCCCAUUGGAUAUACCACUGAGGAGGGGGGUGAUCGUCGUCCGAUCGGUUCAUUUUCUUCUCUCCCCGGGUGA
Molecule: messenger RNA, 5511 nt
Organism: Plasmodium knowlesi strain H
Lineage: Eukaryota; Apicomplexa; Aconoidasida; Haemosporida; Plasmodiidae
Product: calcium-dependent protein kinase 7, putative
Exons: 2
Coding region: 1-5511 (1836 amino acids)
Biological process (GO): protein phosphorylation; mitotic DNA damage checkpoint signaling
Cellular component (GO): cytoplasm; nucleus
Molecular function (GO): ATP binding; calcium ion binding; protein serine/threonine kinase activity
Source: RefSeq, a predicted model, not a curated record